Molecule: messenger RNA, 1336 nt
Organism: Punica granatum (pomegranate)
Lineage: Eukaryota; Viridiplantae; Streptophyta; Magnoliopsida; Myrtales; Lythraceae
Source: RefSeq, a predicted model, not a curated record
AGAUCUUUUGAACAAAAGCAAACUCUCGAGCAGAAUCCUCAGUAUUCAGUGAUUACCUUCACCUGCUGCUUUAACAUCCACUCGAGUUCUCUCUUUCUGCGAAACUCCUAAGGGACCAAACGUAAGGCGCCGCGUCAGCAAACCCACUCAAGGAGCCAAGAUGGUGUUUCCGGGUUCGUCGGGGGUGACCCUGGCGAUGGUGAUGGCGGAGUUCUUGGAGCAGGGACUCUCCACGCUGAGCAAAGCAGCUAUGACCCGAGGGAUGAGCAACUUCGUGUUCGUGGUUUACUCCAACUUCGUUGCCUUCUUCGUUCUCCUCCCGAGCUGCGUCUUCUUCUACCGGAAAAGGCCUCUUCCCAAGCUCACCCUCCCCGUAUUUUCUAAAAUCUUCCUGCUUGCGUUUCUCGGAUGCUGCUUGCAGCUAUCGCUGUAUGCCGGAAUUGCGUACAGCUCCCCGACUUUGGGCUCGGUGAUGACUGAUCUAACUCCUGCUUUCACAUUCAUUCUCGCCAUUUUCUCCAGGAUGGAGACGCUAGACUUGAGAGUUCAGAGUAGCUUGGCAAAGUUCACCGGGACGAUGGUAUCGAUCACAGGAGCACUCAUAGUGACUCUAUACAAAGGAUUUCCUAUUAUGAACACUUCCACAAGUACCACUCUACAGCUUGUCUCACCGUCGGAAAAAAGUUGGAUAAUAGGGGGAUUCCUCCUUGCUUGUUCUGCCUUCUUCCUCUCCCUUUUGAUCAUCGUCCAGACGUGGAUAAUCCGGGAUUACCCUUCGGAGCUGAUGAUGGCAUUUAUUGGCUGCAUCAUUGUCACAUUCGAAUCUGCAGGGGUGGCUUUGAUAGCUGAACGGGGCCGUCCAGGAGCCUGGACUCUGAAGCCUGACAUAGAGUUGAUAGCAGUUGUGUGCCAGGCAGUUUUGGGAGUUGGACUUCGGAACAUAAUCACAACAUGGGCCUGCAAAAUGAAAGGGCCAUUGUUUGUGUCUAUGUUUAAACCGAUAGGCAUGAUCGCCGCGAGCCUGAUGGGAGUCUCUUUACUGGGUGAUACACUUUACCUCGGAAGUGUGAUCGGAGGAAUCGUGAUAGUUCUCGGAUUCUAUUCUGUCCUCUGGGGGAAAGCCCAAGAAGACAAGCUUGAAGAAAAGUCCUCUCCACGGGAACCUCUUCUGCAGAAAAAACACUUUGAUAUAUAAAUCUUUAUGCUUUUUGACAGUUAAAUAACUUCACGAUUCGAUGUCGAAAAUCAGUAGGAAUCUCAUAGUAUGCAUUUUCCCAAAUACAAUAUGCAUGUAUGUAUUGGGCAUAUGAAUCUUCAUCUUGUUUGCUUCUUCUAA